CGGAUAUGAUACACUCCCCUCGAUGCUGUGGAUCCGCUCCAGCAGGAAUGGCCCGGGGCCCUCGUGCCCGGCGACCGGUUACUCUACGUCAACGACGCAAACCUCGAGAACGCCAGUCUAGACGAAGCCGUGCAAGCCCUCAAGGGGGGCGCCAAAGGGCGUCGUGCGUAUCGGCGUCGCCAAGCCACUUCCUUUUGAGACAACACGGAGCAGGGAAAGCUCGACUCGCAGCGGCUAGCUCAGAUGUUGGAGGAUAUUGAGGUGGCGAGAGAGGCGGGUCCCACGAGCCGGCCGCCUCGACCGAAGCCAACCACUAUGACGGAGAAGCAGAGGCGGUAUAGCAGAGAAGAGCGCCGUGAUGUCACCGCAAGUGACCUUAUGACUUACGGGUCACAGGCCUCGACCCCAGCCGCCUCACCUCGUCCCUCACCCAUGCCUUCACCGAGCCUCAGUAUUGGUUCGACUGGCUCAUGGAGCUCAGAUAUCCCACCGCUUCCAGCAGCUCUGGAGAGGACCAUUCGUUUAAAGAAGGGUCAGAGUCAGCUAGGUGUCAGUGUUGAGGCUGUAGAUAGAGCUAUCAACGGCUGCAUAGUGAAAAGUCUGACCAAGUCUGGCGCCAUCUCUCGGGAUGGUCGCAUCGAGCCGGGCGAUUACAUCGUCAGCAUCAACAAUGAGUCGAUGCGCAAGAUCACUAAUUCGCAGGCGCGCGCCAUCCUGCGGCGCUCCUCCCUGCUCGGCACAGACAUAAG
Messenger RNA from Priapulus caudatus, 749 nucleotides. RefSeq names its product multiple PDZ domain protein-like. Gene Ontology annotation, molecular function: protein binding. NCBI's taxonomy places the organism in Eukaryota, Metazoa, Priapulida, Priapulimorpha, Priapulimorphida, Priapulidae. The record is from RefSeq and is a predicted model, not a curated record.